AUGAUUGUUCAGCCCUUCGGUGCCACAAGCUCAUUACCAGAUCUUGCAGGAUCAACUUUGGUUAUUCCAUGUCAAAGUGCUGGAUUAAGUUCUAAUAUAGGUGUUGAUUUGUAUGUUAUUAAUGAAGGACUUCAAAAAAUCGGAUAUUACAAGAGUUAAUAUAUUGCUGCUGGAUUAUCCAAUGAUGGAUUGAGCACAGGCUUAAAUGAGGGUAAUCUUACACUUCCAGCAGAGGUUUACUUUAAUGCUUCGACAAAAGUCACAGCUCUUAUAAUCAGAUCAGGGAUAUACAGUGGAAAGGGAAGAUUAUUCGAGAAAGAAUUGACUGAAUUCAUUAAGAAAUCAGGAUUUUCAAGGAUAGUUGUAUUGACAUCAACAUUAAGCCCUGUCAACAGGGAGAGAGACUCAAAUAGACAGAUUCCUGAAUUGUUUGGAUAUGUAAAUAAGCACGUCCUUGCAACUUAACCAAAAUACUUUGCUGAUCAUGGCCUUAAAUAAUUUGGCUUCUGGUUAGGUGACUCAAAAUAGAAAGAGUUUUAAGAACUAGAUGAGCUUAUGAUGUCAGGUUCUGCUAAGACUCUCAUGAAGCUCUUUAACAAGUUAUCUAUUCCAGCACAUCUCUUCGUUAUGUUCACUUCAGGUGGUAUUGAUUUCGUUGGAGGAUAUGUCUACUUUUAAUUCUUGAGAAAUAACCUGUUUGAGGAUCAGUCAAGUUUAGUUCAACAUCAGCUUGGAAAACUUAACCUAGACCAGUUGACUGGAGAAGGAAUCCAUGAGAAGCUCUUUGUUAAUAAUGAUACCAAGAUUCCUGCUUACUGGAGAUAAAUAGUCUCUUACUUCUGA
Stylonychia lemnae is the source of this 843-nucleotide messenger RNA. Lineage: Eukaryota; Ciliophora; Spirotrichea; Sporadotrichida; Oxytrichidae. The record is from the annotation of a GenBank genome assembly.